Messenger RNA from Glycine soja, 1391 nucleotides. RefSeq lists its product as uncharacterized. The coding region runs from base 82 to 1071 and encodes 329 amino acids. NCBI's taxonomy places the organism in Eukaryota, Viridiplantae, Streptophyta, Magnoliopsida, Fabales, Fabaceae. The record is from RefSeq and is a predicted model, not a curated record. The transcript is spliced from 10 exons.
CUCACGCGUUCAUGCCCCCCCCCCCCUCCCCCUUCCUCCUCCCUCCGCGGCACUUCACCGCGAUCGUUUGUGACCACCUCAAUGCAGGGCUUUCAUUACAUCGAUGCCAUGGAUACCCUCUCAAGGAUUAGAUUCCCCCCCACUUGUUACAGCCUUCAGUUACCAAAAAUCUCUGCAUUAUCUCGUUUCCCAAAUGCUUUUUCCAAAACCACUCACCAGGUUUCAGUGCUAAGAGUAAGAGCUUCUCGUCCUUCAGUGAGUAAUGCAGACGAGGAUGUCUUGCAAAUAUUUUUUAAGGAGAGAGAAUUAAAUGGGGAUUUUAUAUCAAGAGCUUCCGAUUUACUAUGGAGAAGAGAUUUCAGAAGUUCUGGUGAUUAUGAUAUUAGCGAGCUCACCAACAACACUUCUCAACAAACUGAGCAGAUCAUAGAGACUGACAAUGAUGCUGGUUUUUUGAAACUUACAAGAACCCAAGAGUGGUUAACAGGUGACAAUUCUCCACCAAUAAACACGAAGGUGACUGCUAAGGCGUUGCAGGACAGCAGCGCAAGACGCAAGAAACUGAACAUGCUCAAAUAUGAAUCUCUCAAGAGGGAAUUACUGCUUCUAUCUGUGGGUAUUGGAUUGGCUUGUAGUGGAUAUUGCUUGGUUAUUUUGUCCGUACAGGUUGCUAUAAGUUAUGCGAUUGGAGUCCUUUUCAGUUGCUUGUACCUUCAACUCUUGUAUCAACAUGCAGACAACCUAUCCAGUGAAGAUGUUCCUCAAAUAUUCAAGAAAAAGAAGUCAAAGAAAAUUGGUAUAAGAAGUGAAGACCUUGAAGAUUUCUUGGAGAGGACAAUCAAGGGUAGCGGUAUAUCACUUUCAUCUCCUAGGCUAGUUAUUCCAGCAACAAUAUAUGGACUUUGGAUUCUGUUUCAUCAGUAUUUUACCAAUGACAUUUUUGAUUUCCAGCUUGUGCCAGCCAUGUUCGGAAUGUUUGUCUACAAGGCUGCUGUUCUGGUGCAAGCUUAUAGAGAUAAUGAACGCUUACGGCUUGUAUUUCCAGAAAAUGAAGAGGGAUCAAGCUAUUGAAAAAUAUUUAUUUUGCUACGCUCAGCACUCAGCAGAGUACACUACUCACUAUAUCCCCGAACAUUGGAAAUGCUGAGCUGCAUCCUUAACUGAGCACUGAUUACAAGUUACAGUCCUUCACUACAUUCAUCUUCUUGUUGAAUUUUGCCCACUUUUAUUUUGUACCCAUAAAAAUUGACAUUGAUGUUGAAAGAAUGGAAGACAAUUUGAAAUGGUAAAAUGUGGUUGUUAGUAUUCCCCGUGUAGUCCCAAUCUAUAAUCUUGUAUUGGUUAUGAGAUGUAAAUAUACACUGAUAUCUAGUUGUUUUGCUUGCGUGUCA